Messenger RNA from Helianthus annuus (common sunflower), 1170 nucleotides. RefSeq lists its product as uncharacterized. Bases 1 to 1170 code for a protein of 389 amino acids. The record is from RefSeq and is a predicted model, not a curated record. Gene Ontology annotation, molecular function: nucleic acid binding; zinc ion binding. Lineage: Eukaryota; Viridiplantae; Streptophyta; Magnoliopsida; Asterales; Asteraceae. The transcript has 4 exons.
AUGAGUUCGAUUGCCAGAGAGAUCCAACCUAUGAUUGAAAGCAAUCCAAACAUGCCAAUUCAAGCAAUCCAAAGUCAACUGCUUCGGAAGCAUCAACUUGAAAUAUCACUACAUAAGGUCUUCAGAGCCAAGAGGAUAACAACUACGAAUAUCUAUGGUGAUUACCAAGAACAGUAUGGCCUGCUAAGGUCAUACUGUGAUGACCUUCUAAAAGCCAACCCAGGUAGUACAAUUAAAAUUGAUGUGGAGCCAUGUGGGAACUCAACUAGUCCUACAAGGCAGUUUCGAAGGGUUUAUUUUUGUUUUGCCUCUAUGAUGAGAGGAUUUAAGAUGAUUGGAAGACCAUUGUUGGGUGUGGAUGGUUGUUUCAUGAAAGGUCCAUUUCCUGGACAGAUCUUGAGUGUUGUUGGUAUUGAUGGGAACAAUAGCAUAUAUCCAGUUUGUUAUGCCCUUGUUGAGGCAGAAACAACACAAACCUGCAAAUGGUUUUUGCAACUGUUGAGAGAUGACCUAGGGUGUACGGCUAACUCUUGUUUCACCUUCAUCGGUGACAGACAAAAGUGUCUGAUUCCUGCUAUGCUAGCUGUUUUUCCUAAUGCUGAGCACAUAUUUUGUUUGAGGCACAUUCAUGAGAACAUGAAAUCCAAGUGGCGUGGAGAUCUUUACAAGAAUUUGCUUUGGUCAGCCGGAAGGAAGAAAUCUAUUCCAUACUUUAACAAAGCUAUGGAAGAAAUUAAGACAACGAAAAGAGCUAUGAAGUGGGAUUUGACAGGGAUGCCUUGCAUACAAGCAGUUGCCGCCAUAUGGGAUAUGUCAAGGAAUAACAUUGAUGUUGGCAUACCAGAAGACUGGAUGGAUGAACCAAUUAACGGGUCGGAGAUGUGGACUCCUUCAGAGUGUCCAACAACACUCAUCCCACCAAAGCAUCAUACACAAGUUGGAAGGCCAAAGAAGAAAAGAAAGAAGGCAUAUGGUGAAAAAGAGCUUGAGCAGGAGUUCGACAAAGGAGGUAAAAUGACCAGAAAGGGUAGUAGCAUCAAGUGUGGUAAAUGUGGGAAUAUGGGUCACAAUGUCAGGAGCUGCAAAGGACAAGGGGGUGAACAAUCCACUGCUUCACAGGAAUCACACACUGCCACUCAAGGUGCACCAAUUUACAAUCUUCAUGAGUGA